Molecule: messenger RNA, 1474 nt
Organism: Meloidogyne enterolobii
Lineage: Eukaryota; Metazoa; Nematoda; Chromadorea; Rhabditida; Meloidogynidae
Source: the annotation of a GenBank genome assembly
AUGAUAACUUUUCUUAUUUAUCUCCUUUUUUUAAAAUUUAACUUGGAUGGAGUUUUAUGUCAAAAUAUUUCAAAUAACUCUUUACUAACAACUAACAGUAUUUCAACAACAACAACAACAAUUAUAGCAACAACAACAACACAAUCAACCCCACAUAUAGCUUCUUCCCCUUUGCCACAACUUCAAUUAAAAAUUGGUUUGCUAGGAGCAAAUGCUAGUCAGUAUAGAUCUGCUUAUGGUUUUGGACAAAGUGUUCCAGCAAUUUCUAUUGCUAUACAAAGGGCUAGAAGUGAACAAUUAAUUGGUUUUGUUAAUUUUACAUUUACUUGGUUAAUUUGUGAUUGUGAUCAAAUACUUGCUGUUGGAUAUUCUAAUAAAUUAAUUCUUGAUCAGACUGUCGAUGUUAUUAUAGGACCUCCUUGUGUUACAUCGGCACUCGACGCGGCAUUGCCUCCAGGCUUCUAUAGUUUGCCUAUUUUCCUUUGGGGAGCAACAAUUGCAACAUCAUUAAACGAUAUUAGUAUAUACCCGACUGUAACAAAUAUUAAUACAAAUACGUUAUUUCUCGCGCAUGCGAUUGAGGCAAUAUUGUUACAAUUUCAAUGGUAUGAAGUGUCUCUAGUCUACAUUCCAGAUGAUAUUCGAAGAGUUGGUUAUUUUUUCCCACAAGAUUUUCAAACUGUUGUUAAUGCAAAUCCAAAUUUAACUAUUGUAUAUAAUCAACAAAUGGCUGCAACAAAUGCAAGCAUGCACAAUGCUCUUACUCAAAUAAAAAACCGAUCAAGAAUUGUAAUAGCCAAUAUAGAUAAUGUUUCAACGAGAAGAGAUUUUUUGUUAGCAAUAACUGAUACGGGAAUAUCUCAAAGUAAUGAAUAUGUAUUUAUAUUUGCACAGUUAAGAAGUCUUGGAAUGUUACAACAAAUAACUUCCAACUCAAAUAUAUCAAAAUUUGAUGAUUUUUGGAAAACACCAACCGGAGUUGAUGAUGGACGUGAUGGAGAUGCUUUGAAAGCAGCAAGAAGGACAAUUAUUGUUGACUUAGAAAAUCAGUCAAACUCUGAUAUUGAUGCAUUUAAUGCUAAAGUAGUUGCUGAAUUUGGAAAGCCUCCCUUUAAUUGUGUAAAUGAAUGUAUGGGUGGACCUAAUGACCAAAUUCCUGCUUCAUAUGCUCGAAGUUUACACGAUACAACAUAUGCUUAUUUAAGGGCAUUAAAUAAAACAACAGAAAAGUUUGGUUAUUUAACAAAAGAUUUGGCAAGAAAUGGAUCUUUAAUUAAUAAUAUGAGUAAAGGGGAAUUUCAAGGUACAGUGGGUUAUAGUAUUGUUGCGCCCCGAACGCUCGGGGGCGGUCCGGGGUUUUCGAAUUGUUUCGGGGCAGGGUGUGGGGUCGGGGAGCAAAGUAUAGUCGGGGAACGGGGUUCUUAGAAUUUUUUAGAGAAAGGAUGGUCGAAAAUAAUUCGCUUUUGGGCUAUUU